Molecule: messenger RNA, 453 nt
Organism: Bactrocera latifrons
Lineage: Eukaryota; Metazoa; Arthropoda; Insecta; Diptera; Tephritidae
Exons: 3
Coding region: 1-453 (150 amino acids)
Source: RefSeq, a predicted model, not a curated record
AUGCCACCAACCAGAUGUACAAACUCGAAAUACGAGCUGCAUUCUGUUAUAAUUGAUUACAGUUCAGAGCAAAUUGUUGCUAUUAGACUAAUGUAUAUUGUGUGUCCACAUUGCAGUGCAUUGAAAUUCAAAAAUGAAGCUCCUGGAUUGUGUUGCGCCAGCGGCCAAGUCAAACUGACGCCAUUGGUACCACCACCAGAGCAACUAAAGUCAUUGGUUUCUGGAAAUGGGCCAGAUUCUAAUCAUUUUUUGACUCAUAUGCAGCAAUACAAUAAUUGCUUUCAAAUGACAUCAUUUGGCGCAACAAAAGUUAUUCGAGACAAUUUUAUGCCUACUUUCAAGAUUCAGGGUCAAAUAUAUCAUCGAACAGGUUCCUUAUUGGCAAUGCCUGAUGAAGACUAUAAAUUUUUGCAAAUAUAUUUUAUGGGCGAUUCAGCAAGAGAAGUCCAUUAG